This is a messenger RNA of Sinocyclocheilus rhinocerous, 883 nucleotides long. RefSeq names its product protein phosphatase 1 regulatory subunit 42-like. NCBI's taxonomy places the organism in Eukaryota, Metazoa, Chordata, Actinopteri, Cypriniformes, Cyprinidae. The record is from RefSeq and is a predicted model, not a curated record. The transcript has 7 exons. Gene Ontology annotation, molecular function: protein binding. The coding region runs from base 20 to 883 and encodes 287 amino acids.
UCAUAGCUGACGACAGUUAAUGUAUAGCAUUUGUGGAUUAAGUUCCCUGGAGUUUAACCACAGAAAGUUAUUGAUUUUAAGAGGCUCUCCAUGUCAUCUCCCCAUAGUCUGCUGCUCUGAGAUCAAGUGUAAAACCGACCUGCUGUCAUGUGUUGAUAAGAGAAAUCUAUCCUGUGAUAUUUUUGCACACUCAGUCAUUAUGGUCCGUCUAACAGUGCAUCUGAUCGCAAAAUCAAGCAGUUUCUCAAAAGCCUGCAGAAGCGAAUCUCUCCAGCAGUAUCUGAAGAAACUGACCCAUCUCAACUUCUCAAACAAAAGUAUAGAGGACAUUGGUGAUCUAUCAAUGUGCAGAAACCUCACAGUCCUGUAUCUAUAUGACAACCAAAUAUCACAAAUCUGCAAUUUGGGAUUCGCCUCAAACCUUACACACUUAUAUAUGCAAAAUAACAAUAUCUCUUGCAUAGAGAACCUCUCAUCUCUACAUAAGCUCUCCAAACUUUUCUUGGGAGGUAACAGCAUCACUGUGGUGGAGGGAUUAGAUGAGCUGAAAAGCCUGAAGGAGCUGCAUGUGGAAGGUCAGAAACUACCCCGUGGAGAAAAGCUGGUCUUUGACCCCCGUUCCAUUUCUAGCCUCUCUGAAACUCUGUGCAUUCUAAAUAUCAGCAAAAAUAACAUUGAUGAAAUAUGGGACUUGGCCCCUCUCCGAAAACUGACCCAUCUUUACGCUACCGAUAACCAGCUACAGGACAUACAGGAAUUAGAGACAGUGUUCAGCCAGUGGUCUCAACUGCGGCUACUGGAUCUGAAUAGAAAUCCUGCGUGUCACAAACCUAAAUACAGGGACAGACUAAUAACUGCCUGCAAAAUUCUAGGUGAGAAAUAG